GAAUGCAGUUUUCAGUAUUGAAGCUGUAAAAUGCCUUAAUGAUUUCAACUCUACCAAGAGAACUUAAACCCAGUAUUGCACUGUUAUUAGACAUCAUAGUAUGUGAGAAUGAAUUCAGCUCUGUAAUUCAAGCAGUAUGAAUGAGGACUCUGUAUUUUGAUGUUACACACAUCUUAGGAAAAGAUUUUAGCUGAAUGUGUCUGAGUAAUAGGAAUCAUAUCAAAGGCUCUUUCUUCCUUUUCACAAUUUUUUUUUUUUAGUCAGCUGUCAAAUUCACAGUGGCUUUGUGUUUUAUCUAUGGAAGAUAAACACAGCAGCCUUCACUUCAGGGGAAAACAUGUAACUGGUGUGUGGAGAAAGACUGUACUGUAAAGAGAUGCUUGUCCUAAACAUUAAUGUGAUUGGUUAUACAAGGGGGCAAGAUGCUCCGAAAAUCAACAUGAUUUCUCAGAGGUCACACUGGAUAGUUUUUGAAAAAUCACUUCUCACCCAUGUAAUUUCAAUUCCCCUGCUCCAGAAAGGCUCAAAAAGUCAUUAAAGCCAUGGUAGUGAAAGAUUGUUCCCAGGAGCAGGGGCAGGGAGAAAAGCACACUGUGCUGUGUAUGUAUGUAAAAAAAAAAAGGUAUCAUUCCUGUUUUUGAAUGCUUCCAAACUUUUUGGCACAUCUAGCUGACUUUUUAAUAUUCUUCUUAUAAUUUUUAUUCCCACCAGGCCUACUUUCUAAUUUGUUAUAAUCUUGUUAAAAGUGUUCUUGCAAAGGUAUUUUUGACAACUUUUAUUACCUGAAUUCAUGGUCCUUCCAUGUAGCUUUGUUUAAAACAUUAUUUUUCACUUCAGAAAUUGCAUCAUUUCACAGGUACCUUUUAUAAAAACCUCAUUCAGCAUGCCAAAUCCUGACAUUUCUGUGCAGCUGCCUGUUUUACUGUUGAAGUGCUGUUGAAGUGCUGAGGAUUGUUGAGCAAGUUGGCAGGAGCAGGUACCAAGCUGCCAAAUCUGCUAUAGCCUGUUCCCUAGUGACAACCAAACAUAGGUGAGCUGCUUAAAUAGCUCAUACUGGAGCAUGUUUUAGAUACAAAACUAAAUCAGAAAGGUGUGAAGCAGAGAAAGGCACACCAGCAACAUGGGGUACACCUGACACAGAGAGUUUCCACUGGGCUUUUCCAUAACACUUUGUGGAUAAUUUGGGUGGCCUGCCCAGUGUGGUUGGACCACCUCAUCUGGAUCACAAGCCACAGAAUGCAGCUCAGAGGAGGGUGGGCUUGAGCUUACUGGGAGGGAGAUUCCCAUCCUGCAGCAGCCUGACUUAGGAGGUGAGAAGAUACCCUGCUCUCCUGGAUGAACCUCAUCUUCAAAGGCAAUGGCAGCUCUAGCUAUAUGUGCAAGGGUACCCUGCUAGAAAUUAAGAAUUAGAUCAAGGAGCAUAAAUAAACAAAGCUGAUGAUUUUUGAUGAAAUACAGAUUAUAGUACAGGAGAACAGGAUGUAAUAGACAUGAAACAAUAAGAGCUGGUGUUUGAGUGGCAGAAGAGGGAAUGCCCUUACACUGGCCAGCAGUGCUGGAAGGGAGAGGGGGACUUGGGAACUGCUGGAGCAGUAUAGCAAGCUGGGGGACAUAUGCCACUGAGCCCUCUGUUCUCAUCCCAAACCUAUAAGAACACUGCUCUGUCCUACUUUCUACUAUUUUCUUGGGCCUUUAUUUGAGACUGGUUUCCUGACAGCGCUUGUGAGUGGGACAUGAAUGGUCAGGUGUGACUGCCACCCUAGCAGCUCCAGCAGGCUCACUGGAAAGCUUUCUCUGAGACAGUUGAAUUGCCCAAAGAGCUCAAAUUGGACAAUUUAAUGUAAGAAACAGACUGUGGCAGCAGUGUGCAGAGAAGCACUGUGGGUUGUCUAUUCUGCUUGUUCUAUUGUGCCCAGCUCCUGAGGAGUGGUGAAGAGAAGGCAGCCUGAACAGUUCACUGAGGUAGUCACAAACAUCUUUUGGAAGAGUUAUUGUCUCCAGUGAGUGACCAGCUUAUAAUAAUACAAGCUUUUCAGAUAAUGGUAAUUUAAUUAAUGGUUAAGUAAAGCCUUUUAUGUAUAAAACCAGCUCUGGCUGGGAUUAGUUGACAUCAUCCAAGCAGAUCUGUCCUCAGCAGAGGUGCAGCACUAUUCAUGUGCACUUGGGAAGUGGCACAUCUUUCUGUGUAAGAUUUGUGGGUCUUAGUCUCCUGGUCCUGAUUUUCUGUUUCCUCCUGUGUUUUGUGGGAAAGGCAGAGGGAACACUCUGCUGUCUCAUCAGUGCUUGGGAACAGCAUACAGCUUCUUUUGCUUUGGAUACUGGACUCACUGGGCUGGGACAGUUCUGUCCUCUGUCCUGUUGUAAUCGCCUUUCUAACUACCUCUGUUUCUACAAACCCUAGAAAGCGGUUUCACAUCAGACUUUUAUUCCUUCCUCUUAUUCCCCUCAGCAGGACUGAGAGGAAAUACCUACCAAGGGGAAACUUGAGUAUUCCAUGUCUCUCUGAAAGAAAAAAAUAUCUUUGGAAAAAUACUCCAAGUACAACAAGGCAGCUUGUUAUUUACAAUUCAUCUGUUCUAUUCUAUUCUAUUCUAUUCUAUUCUAUUCUAUUCUAUUCUAUUCUUCAUUCUAAGAAAUAUGCUGAAACUUGCCUGCCAGACCUGUAAAACAGCUCAGGUUUGACCUGUCCUGACAGAGAGCAGAGCUGGCACACGUGCUGCUGGUGUAUAAACAGCGUGGAAUUUGCUUGAGCUGGGCUGCUGGGAGAGAAAACGGAUUCUGACAUCGGGAGAGAGUGGUUUUGCCAUUCUCACAGAUGUACUUACCUCGGAGUAGCGCCCGGGAGCGCAACUGCAUGGAAAAGCAGCACGUCAGAGCACAAAUUAUGUCACGCAGCCCAAUGACCGCGGAAGAUCCCGGCUCGGAGCUCGCCUGGGGAUAUAAAGCUGGCUGAAGGAGCAAAAGUAGCGGCGAGCUGAGCGGGAGAGAAGCCCACUGCGGGAGCAGGGGCAUCUCCCCGCUGCUGCUGCCCGUGUGCCGUGCUCGCAGCCCCCGAGGGUGAGCGAGCGAGAGCGGCUGUGCCGGAGCCCGGAGCGGGCGCUGCUCCGCGAACCAGCGCUUCCCGAGCCGCAGGAGCCGAGCAGCGGUCCGGAGAUGUUAUCCUGUUUCGUCUGGCUCGCCCUCCCCGACUUGGUUAACGCCUUUGUGACCCCAGGCAAGCUGCCCCUCAAUGGGAGCCUGGAGAAGACUUUUGUAGUCCCGAACGUGUCGGGUUUCUUUUCCUGGGACAAUGACAGCCUGGCCGACUGGCAGAGCUUUGUGGGCAGGAGCCGCUACGGAGCGGAGUCGCAGAGCGCCACGGUGAAAGCCCUGCUCAUCGCGGCGUACUCCUUCAUCAUCGUCUUCGCCCUCUUCGGCAAUGUCCUGGUGUGUCACGUUGUCAUCAAGACGAAGCGCGUGCACUCCGCCACCAGCUUGUUCAUUGUGAACCUGGCCGUAGCCGAUAUCAUGAUCACGCUGCUCAACACACCUUUCACGCUGGCUCGUUUUGUGAACAGUACCUGGAUCUUUGGGAAGGGGAUGUGCCACGUCAGUAGGUUUGCUCAGUACUGCUCCCUCCACGUCUCUGCCUUGACCCUUACAGCCAUUGCUGUGGACAGGCACCAGGUUAUAAUGCACCCCCUCAAACCUCGCAUAUCUACUGGAAAAGGUGUUAUGUACAUCUGUGUAAUCUGGAUCAUGGCAACUUGUUUUUCCCUUCCACAUGCUAUCUACCAAAAGCUCUUUAUCUUUGAAUACAGUGAGGAUGUUACCCGGUGCCUGUGUCUGCCAGAUUUCCCUGAGCCCGCUGACCUCUUUUGGAAGUACCUUGAUUUAACAACCUUCAUUCUGCUCUAUGUCCUGCCCCUUCUGAUCAUCUCCGCUGCCUACGUGACAGUGGCAAAGAAGCUCUGGCUGCGCAAUGUCAUCGGGGACGUCACCGUGGAGCAGUACUUCGUCCUUCGCAAGAAGAACAAGAAGACCAUCAAGAUGCUGAUGCUCGUUGUCGUCCUCUUUGCAGUCUGCUGGUUCCCCUUGAAUUGCUAUGUCGUCCUCCUCUCCAGCCAGACCAUCCACACCAACAACGCCCUGUACUUCGCCUUCCACUGGUUUGCAAUGAGCAGCACCUGCUACAACCCCUUCAUUUACUGCUGGCUCAAUGACAGCUUCCGAUCAGAGCUAAAGGCUUUGCUCAGCAUGUGCAGAAAAUCCCCCAGGCCCACGGAACAGAGGCUUCCCUCCACAGUCCCAUCCUACCGACUGGCUUGGCCAGAAAAUGGCAACUUCAAGAGGUUGCGAGCCUCCCAUGUCCUUCCACCAUCCUCCACCGUCCAGUCAGGAAAGACAGACAUCUCUGCAGUUGAGCCAAUAGUAGCUGUGAGCUGAACAGUGGCCUUGGACUGCACAUAGAUUUGGCAAGAGCUAAAACGGUGGGAAGAUGUGGAGCCCUGGCCAUGCAACAGGUGGUAAAACCAAGAAGGAGGUUCUGCAUGAGGCAGUGUGAAAGGGCUGCAUGCGUGAUGCAGGCUGGUGACAAUGGUGUGGAGACCCUAGAGGGGAGAAAGCAAACUCUUCCCAGGAAGGAACUUUUGUCUUUGUCAAGGUGGCUUUGGACUGGCUCGCAGGAUGGGGUUCCCUGCAUGUGUGUUGCUGUUACCUGCAUGACUAAGCCUUUUUAGAACUAGGACUCUGUGUUUCACUGGUACUUAAAAAACAGUCUCACUACAUCAGAUCUCCCUUCCACUUUCCUGAUUCUCCUUGUAGCAACAUGGAAAUAGUUGAGGUGUUGCUAGGCUGCUAUCUGAGAUCCAGUGCAACUGCGUAGGAAGGCAUUCUUUCUGAACUGGGGUCUGAAAAGUCAAGACCUGUUCAGAAUGAAUGAACAGAUCUAUUCCAUAAUUAUUUCUUGUGUGUGUGUGUGUGUGUGUGUGUGUGUGUGUGUGUGUGUGUGUGUGUGUAAAUACACUUACAGAAGUGGAUGAUGUGAUAGACAUUGAUAAAUAGGAGCCUCUUAGAUCACAGGCACUUUUUCUAAUAUAGAUUUGAAGAAAAGUGGAUGCCUACUCUUCAAGUAAGUAGAUGAUUUUUUUUUUAAAUAGGUAACUAAACCCAAAAAACAUACAAAAAGUUGACCAUAACAUUCACAGUUGGAGAAUGGAUAAUUAAGUGCUGCUGUGAAUUUGGACUAGAACCUUUUAUCAAAACAUCUUUUCAUCUUGUCAAGCUACAGCUAGAGGAUCACACAAUUUGAAUUUUUAACUUGCCUUUGAAGCCUUGCCUUUACCUUGCUCUCUUACCCUGUAAAGCACCUGUGUACUUGUCACUUCAGACAUUUGGGACAUUUCAUUCCAACUAAGAAGUUAGAUCUCUGGAAUCAGUUCAUAAAUUAACUGCUUUGAGAGAAGAGAUGGUAUCUCUGAUAGCAAGUAAUAAAAAUGGAAUAUUAGCCUGCAACUUAUCCUCUGGUGAUUGUACAAUUUUGAUGCAUUUAAGGAUAGCUGAGAUGUGUCCUAUUCGGAGUGGCUGAGAAAAUUCAUGACUCCAAGUGUCUGAAGCAGAUUUCAGAACUUAAUGUUCUUAGCAGAAGAAAAUAUGGGUUUGAAUAACCAAAAAAAUGGUGUUCCAAAAACUGUACCUUAUAUUGCACAGAAAGACAAUACUUCUUUGUGCUGUGGAAAUUAGCUUGAACAUCACACCAGGGUGACCCAUUCCACAUUUAACUUGCAGCACUCAGCAAUGAAGUGAGAAAAAUCUCAUUAUAAAUGGGGAAAAAAAAAAAGUGAAGCUGUUUUUCUCAGUGUCCUGCAAUAAACUUACAGUUCUGAAAUUAUUUUAA
Messenger RNA from Passer domesticus (house sparrow), 5875 nucleotides. RefSeq names its product G protein-coupled receptor 83 (gene GPR83). NCBI's taxonomy places the organism in Eukaryota, Metazoa, Chordata, Aves, Passeriformes, Passeridae. Bases 3154 to 4425 code for a protein of 423 amino acids. Gene Ontology annotation, biological process: neuropeptide signaling pathway. Gene Ontology annotation, cellular component: plasma membrane. Gene Ontology annotation, molecular function: neuropeptide Y receptor activity. The record is from RefSeq and is a predicted model, not a curated record. The transcript has 4 exons.